AUGGCGGCGCCGGCCAACUCCUCAUGCUUCCACCCCCGCGCGACCGCCAGCCCGCCGUCUUCUCUCAGCGUCGGCACCAAGGUCUUCGUCGGGCUCAGGGCGCAGACCAAGCUCGGGUCGUCGGAGUCGUCGUGCCCGAAUGUCAGCGCUGGGUUCUACACUGCCGUCAACCGGAGGAUCUCUCUGGGGUUGUCAAACAAGAAGGCAACCAGAGCCCGCAUUUCGAUGAUGCCUAUUGGUACUCCACGGGUGCCUUACAGAACACCUGGUGAAGGAACCUGGCAAUGGCUUGACAUAUGGAAUGCUCUGUACCGUGAGCGGAUUAUCUUCAUUGGGGACAAUAUUGAUGAAGAGUUCAGCAACCAAGUGUUGGCAAGCAUGCUGUAUCUUGACAGCAUUGAUAAUUCCAAAAAGAUAAUGUUAUACAUUAAUGGACCAGGAGGAGAUCUUACUCCGUGUAUGGCACUAUACGAUACCAUGCUAAGUCUAAAAAGUCCUAUUGGUACGCACUGCUUGGGCUUUGCAUUCAACCUGGCAGGAUUUAUUCUUGCAGCUGGUGAAAAGGGUUCACGUACUGGUAUGCCUCUAUGCCGGAUUUCACUUCAGUCACCUGCUGGAGCAGCUCGAGGCCAGGCUGAUGAUAUAGAAAAUGAAGCAAACGAGCUUAUUCGUAUCAAGAACUAUCUCUAUGGCAAGCUCGCAGAGCACACAGGUCAUUCUGUCGAGAAGAUCCAUGAGGACCUCUCUAGGGUGAAGCGCUUCGAUGCUGAAGGGGCUCUCGAAUAUGGGAUUAUUGACCGUAUUAUCAGGCCUUCUAGGAUCAAGAAAGAGGGCUCCACUGCCCAAAGGAGGGAUAUGCGAAAUCUGGGACUUGGCUAA
Molecule: messenger RNA, 879 nt
Organism: Miscanthus lutarioriparius
Lineage: Eukaryota; Viridiplantae; Streptophyta; Magnoliopsida; Poales; Poaceae
Source: the annotation of a GenBank genome assembly